UGCCCGGCGGGCGGCGCUCAGUCACACGCCAGCGGACUGAGGGAGGGAGGCGGGAGCAUGGCUGGCAGGUCCCUGCGGGCGGCCCGGCAUCACCUCAGCCCGCUCUUCUCGUUGGGCGCUCGGCGGCCCAGCAGAGAUUGCUUGUGUGUCUUCAGCACUGCGGCCCAGCAGAGGAGUACGGGAGAUGAGUGUGGACCAGAGGAUCCCCGCAAUGAGCCGAGGCAUCCCCUUUCUGAGCGAACUCUAGAGCUCAAAGCCAGCAAACUGGAAGAACAAGUCCGUGAUUUAACUGAGCAAUACCGGAAAGCAGUGGCGGAUUCGGAAAAUGUCCGGAGGAGAACACAGAAGUUUGUGGAAGAUGCCAAGCUGUUUGGGAUCCAGAGUUUCUGCAAGGACCUGGUGGAGGUAGCUGAUAUCUUGGAGAAGACUACUGAGAGUGCUGCAAGAGAAGCAGAGCCUCGUGACCCAAAACCAACCCUCAAGAAGAUCUGUGAAGGCCUCUCCCUCAUAGAGGCCAAGUUGCAAAGUGUAUUUGCCAAGCAUGGCCUUCAGAAGAUGAACCCCGUCGGUGGCAAAUAUGAUCCAUACGACCAUGAAAUAGUCUGCCAUGUGCCAGCAGAGGGAAUGCAGCCUGGCACAGUGGCACUAGUGACUCAGGAUGGUUAUAAACUCCACGGCCGCACUAUCAGACACGCACAUGUUGGUGUGGCAGUAGAGUCACAGGAGUGAUAUAGUGGGUGCACCCAUUGGGAUCUGAGCUGAGGACUCUGUCACACAGUGGCGAUAGCAGCUGCAUGUCUUUUCUUUUAUUUAUUAAGCUAGGUUUGUAUUGUACAUUGGCUUCUUCACAACAUGUGCAGUAAUCUUGGCUUUAAUUCCACGAGGCUCAAUUAUUUAAUGUUACUUUUUCUGGUGUGUGUGUAAUGCUGGGAAUCCUGCUGUUUAUCGGAAGCAUGUGGCACUGCUCGCCCCCUUCUCUGUUGGAUUCAGGUCUCUAUUAAAACUUGCACUGGGGGAAGAAGAGGGAGUUGGGGAGAUAGAAUCUCAGAGCCAGGAAUUUCUGCCUUCUGAUCCCAGCUGUGACGUACUCUUUCUGUGGCUUUCGGCAAGUCACUUAGCCACUCUGCCUCAGUUUCCCUAUUUGUAAAAUAGGGAUAUAAUAAUACUUACUAACCACGUCACAGGGGCAUUGUGAGGAUUAAAUAAUAGUUGAGAUGCACCUUAGAGCUGAAGAUCUCUAGCUAAGUGCUAAGUAUUAUUAUGAGACUCUUGUGUGGUCUUUUAUUUUUCCUGUUUUCCCUUAGGCAGAAGGAGCUGUGAAAGCAUCUGCCAUUUUCAGCCAGACUUUUCUCGUUUCUCUUCAGAAAGCAAUUCUGAAUUAACAAAGCCUUAAUCAUCUUGUAUUUGAGUAUGGGUGAGGG
Molecule: messenger RNA, 1421 nt
Organism: Gopherus evgoodei (Goodes thornscrub tortoise)
Lineage: Eukaryota; Metazoa; Chordata; Testudines; Testudinidae
Gene: GRPEL2
Product: GrpE like 2, mitochondrial
Exons: 4
Coding region: 58-729 (223 amino acids)
Biological process (GO): protein folding; protein import into mitochondrial matrix
Cellular component (GO): PAM complex, Tim23 associated import motor
Molecular function (GO): adenyl-nucleotide exchange factor activity; protein-folding chaperone binding; protein homodimerization activity
Source: RefSeq, a predicted model, not a curated record